AGGGGCGCAAUGCGACUGUGCGGGGCACCGGUAGUUGUUUGUCACUUGACCCCGGCGCGCGCACAUCCGUAACCUAGCGGUAGCUUCCUUAGAAACCACCGAAGCUGUCUUGGUUAGAAAGAAGCGGCGAGUCUUGUUUUAAAAGGACCAGGCUGGUGAUCAACAUCAACUAGUGACAGACGCCCAGUGAACGGACAGAUUAGAGGAAGCAACGAUGGAAUACCUAGGCCAGACACAGACAGCCACCUACCUGACGGGGCCGCGCCAGAUGACGCAGUACACCCAGCUGCCCACCAUCGGCACCAUGCAGAACACAUACAAGACGUUCGACACCUACCCAGCCCCGUCUCCACUCAGGAGGUCCCUGACUACUCUGCCAUGGAGGCCCAGCACCUACUACCAGUCCGCCAAGGUGAGCCCCGCCUCUGCUGUGACCCGCUCCAUGCCUGACCCGAUGUCCCAGCGUACUCAACUCACGGAGUUGGACGCCCUCAAGGUUCCACCCGUGUUUGCAGCCGCCAGGAAUGCCCUGUACACCCGCUUCACGCCCAACGACUGGAUGGCGUCUAACCAGGGCAACUACCUCGCCUCCGACCGCGUGCGAAGUGGCGCUGAGCGUCUGAGGAUGGACACUGUCCGUCUGUGCAGGAAGUGGACAUCAUCAAGCGAUGCCAGGAGAAGAUGAGGAACACCAUCGACCGUGCCAACGUGCAGCUGGGACUGAACCGUGCCGCUCAGCAUGAGCUCGAGAAGGACUCAAGUGACAAGUUUGUGGCGGAGAACUUGGACACAAACUGCCACGGCCUUCGUAAUGCCAGCCGGGGCAUCGCCUACCACGAUGGGGUCCACCGCAUUGACAACACGAUGUCUGUACCAGAGACCUGGGCUAAGUACAGCAACAACAACAUCCAGAGGUCCCAGUCGGAGCGUGCCGCCUCCAAGAACAUGAGGAACGAGAUCGAAUCCGUGAUCAACUCCUGCAACAACGAAAUGUGGCAGGAAUGGAACUCUGUCAAUGUGGCCCUCAACCAGCGCUCACAGGAGACCACUGACGCCAGGAACAGGAUCCAGACCCACCUGUCCAAGGUCUUACAAGAGAUUUUCGACAUGGAGAAGAACAUUGAGCUGCUGAAGAAGGCCAUCCAGGACAAGGAGCAGCCCAUGCAGGUGGCCCAGACCCGCCUUGACACCCGUCUCAGGAGACCCAACGUGGAGCUCUGCCGCGACCCCGUACAGCACAGACUUGUUGAGGAGGUGGGCGAGAUCACGGACACCGUGGACAACCUCCAGCACAAGCUGCGUGAGGCGGAGAAUGCCCUGCAGGCUCUGCUGCGCACCAAGGCCGCCCUGGAGCAGGACCUGAGCAUCAAGAACAACAGCCUGUUCAUUGACCGCGAGAAGUGCCUGGCCAUGAGGAAAACUUUCCCAAUGGCACCACGCAUCGUGUCUGUCUAAGAUAGAUAUAGGGGUGGAUACAGAGAGGCUGCUGUUGCCGCUGCAUUUUUUUUUCCUCAGGCGAGCGAGUGAGCUAAGAGUGCCACGCGUACGCCGGUUGCUUUAUAUUUCUGAUGAAUAAAUCAUAAACAAAAGAUGGUUUGGUAGUAUAUUUUAGGGGGUCACAGGGUCUACAAAUUAUACACAAAUAAGCUAUUUAGAUUUUGUGUUUACACUUUCAGGUUUUGGGAACACAUUACUCACGGCUGACAAAAGAAAAUUCCAUCCAUCAAAGGUACAAGCAUUUGACACAUUAAGUCUCAUCAAUCUUGAAAAAACUCCCAUUAAUUCAUGCAUAAAACAGCGUGCUGGAACAUUCUCCUCAUUUUUCUUUUGUUUCAUUCAGAUGUUCUUUUAUUGAUAGUGACAAAAAGGAGAUAUUUUAUUCCCCUUAUUUUCUUGUAGACCUCUCUGAAAAUACCCUUCAGCUUGAAGAAAGGGACGAUUCAAUAUUUUUAAAAAGCAAAAUUUUCAAUAUGCGAACUGUUUGAGCUACAAAAAUAAAACAGAAGAAAAAAAUGCUUGAGACCUUUCGUUUCGAUUACAUCUCAAGAUUAUGUUGUCGUUCCGGAAAACAAUAUAAUUUGGAACAAACCAAAUGUGCAAAAUAUAAGAGUAUAAUAAAUAUAUCAGAUUUAUACAAGUUUAAAAGAUUUUAUUCUAUAUAAAAGCUACCUGGGAGCUUUGAUCAGUAUUAUUGAACAUUCCAUUUGAAUGUUUCUUUCUCCGUUUUUGUUCCUUUUUACAUUAUGAUGUAUUUGCAUACAGAGUGCAGAUUUUUUAAAACAUUAUGCUUGCAAUAUCACUGGCCUGCAUCGUGCAUCUGAAGUUUAGGAAUACACCUUUGUUGCUAGUUUUUUUUUUCUCUGCUCAAUGUAAUCCGACUUGUACAAAACCUACUCAUCUCUUUCAGUACCUUUCCUGACCAUUGGAAUGGAAGACUGUUAAAAAGUUACAAAACCUGUUUUCUAUUGUGCUUUAUAUUUAUAGUUAUAGACAAAACCGUUUGCUUUUGAAACAAUAUAUCUAUUAAAGAUUUUCAGACAUUGAUGUAAACAAUUUUGGGAGUCUCAUAACCCUUAUGAGGCUGUGAGGUUUCCAAAACUACACUGCUGAAUUAAAUAUUAUAUUAAAUUAUUGUAACUGAAACAAUUUGUUUCGUGAUUUUUACUUACUUUUUCAUGUGAUUGAUGAAAAUGUGUAACUUCUUUCAUACAUGACAUUUACAAAAUGUUUUGACUGUUUGAUUAAAAUCUUUCUGCUGAUCACUAUACAUCGAUGCCUCCAUGGAGAAUCAACUUGCUUUCAUGACUGAGUUUCAUGAACAUCAAGAAGAAAAAAAUGAAUGGGAGACUAACAAUAGCGAGGUAUUCAUUACAUCUUUGUUUGAUUCUUUUUUUUUGCCUUGAACACAUUUGCCUUUUCUCAACCUUUCCGUUCACUCUUGCCUUUUUAGUUCUCUUAUUUCUAUCCCUCAUGUUGUACAUAAGCCCAUGGUUUGAACAUUGAGUUUAGAUGAAUGAAGCCAGUGUUUCCGUCUCUUUGUCCCAAUUCCAUUGAAUUGAACUGUGAUAAUAUAAAGUACUCUACAGUAUUCAACAAUCUAUUUUAGCUUGAUGAUAGUAACUGUUUUGCUAAAAAAAAAUAUUAGUCUCUGCUAGCUAUUUGAAAACAAUUUAAAAAAAAUUGUCUCAUAAUAAAAGAACAAAAAAUUAUUUACAAUUUUAUGAUUGGACACAGCAUUAAUGUCACUAAUAAAAAAAUAUUCUGACACCAAUUUUACCAGUCCUCAUCCACUUAUUUUCAUCCUUUUAGAAAAUUUUGUAAUGUGAAUGCACAAGAUUUUUACAAAAACUUUGGGUCUUGUCAAACCGAAAACAAAUUCUGUGUUAGAAUAAAAAUAAAUCUGAAAAAGCUA
Messenger RNA from Aplysia californica (California sea hare), 3412 nucleotides. RefSeq names its product tektin-3. NCBI's taxonomy places the organism in Eukaryota, Metazoa, Mollusca, Gastropoda, Aplysiida, Aplysiidae. Gene Ontology annotation, cellular component: microtubule cytoskeleton; nucleus. The record is from RefSeq and is a predicted model, not a curated record. Gene Ontology annotation, biological process: cilium assembly; cilium movement involved in cell motility.